AGUCGGGAACAUGGUUUGCUGUGAUCACAAUAUGCAGACGACAGCAUGAGGAAGAGUGUGAGUAAAAAGGUGUGUCGUAAGCAGCCACGGAAUUAAUUUCCACUGCUAUGCUGACGACACAACUCUACCUCAAGGUCUCCCCUUCACGGUCUUCCUCUGCCACUGUGGCUCGUCUCAGCUCCUUCCUGGAGGAGAUAAAUGCAUGGAUGAGUCAAAACUUCCUGCAGCUGAACGGCUCAAAAACAGAAGCCAUCCAAACCGUUACAAACCUUGGCGUCAAGUUUGACACUCACCUCUCCUUGGACAACCAUGUCACCCACAUCUGCAAAACCUUCUUUCACCUCCGUAGCAUCUCCAAACUCCACCCCUUUCUCUCCCUUCCAGCUGCAGAGAAGCUUGUCCAUGCCUUCAUCUCUUCCAAUUUGGAUUACUAUAACACACUAAUCGGGAUCCCUGGCAAGAGCCUCCAAAAGCUCCAGAAUGUUCAGAACAGCACUGCCAGGGUCCUGACGAGGGUGCGGAAGUAUGAGUACAUCACCCCCAUCAUUCUUUGGCUACCCGUCACCGCCCAAAUUGAGUACAAGAUCCUCCUGCACACCCACCACUAUCUGCUUGUUAAUGCCCCCACUUACUUCACGAACCUCACACCACACACCUCAGCUAGGACCCGGUCAGGCCAACAGCAUUGUCUGCUAGCGACUAAGACACGGCUCAAGACCAUGGGAGACAAAGCUGCCAAUCCCCGUCCGUGGAACACCCUUCCUCACCACGUCAGGGCCCCACAGAUGGUGGAUGCUUUAAAAAAAAAAAAAAAAAAAGGCUAAAAACCUAACUUUAAAAAAAGCAUAUAACUAAUUUUAAUAUCGUUUUUCACUCUCUUGUUUUAAUGCUUUAAUGUUCACACUCUGUAGCACUUUGAGAUUUAUUAUUCAAAUGUUAAGUACAAUACAAAUAAAAUCUAUACAUUUGCGCAAAGCUCUUCGAGUGACAUUGGGCAAAUUCGAAAUGGCUCAUUUGGAGGAAGUAUGAAGGAAAACAAGAUAGUUAUAUAAAUCUCCGCCAUGCCUCUAUGGUUUGAUUAAAAAUUUCCGAGACUCACACAGUGCCCAAAUACACAACAGGUACCAAUAGUUAGAAAAGUUGGUCUUGAUAAUAGGUUCCCUUUAAAAGCAUUUUACAUGAUCUUAUGACAUGUAAAAAACAUGCUUUUGUCACCUUCCUGAGAACUACUUCUAACAUCUGACAGUUUUAAAUAACUGCAUGCUUAAAGAGCUAUACCAGGAUAUAUGACAGACCAACUAAAAAACAAAACUGGCAUUCAAUCUUACAGAUUUGUACUGAUUAAAAAACCCCAAAUGUAGUUGUAUAUAUACACCCAAUGGCGGAUCUAGUUCCAAUGGCACGCUGGGCCAGGGCCCCAUUCACCAUUUGCUACUCUAAACGUGUUCAACCUUACGAAACAUCUCUAAUUUUUGAGGCUGAGCACAAAUGAUGGGGCUGAGUAUUUUGCCGCAACAUUAGGUGACGGUCGUGAUCGUGAAUAAACUGGCACAACAGCGGGCCUUAGGCUAUCAUCACGGUAUACCUGUGCAUUCAAAAUGCCAUCAAUAAAAAGGCCCUGUGUCCAUAGUGUAUCAAAUGCCUGGCCAUGCUAUAACACAUCCCUCCCCCCCCUAUCACAAUGGACUAUUCCAUCCACAACCCAUAUGAUGCCAUACAAGCGGUCUACCAUUUCACCUGAACAGUUAAAAACUGGGAUUGAUCAUUGCCAGACAACAUCUAAUGUGAGCAUUUGACCACUUGGGUCAAUGAACUGCAGUCAGGUUAAGAUCCCAAAUUUGGACAAAAAGCAUAAAGAUCUUCCUUGAGGUGAUUUCUGAAAGUUUGUGGAGAAAUGUAAACUGAUCGUUGAAACAGCUAUCCAGGUUUGGCUUCAGACGAUGUUGGAGGUGAAUAUGCUGGAUGUGAAGGACUUGGGCUGGUGUGGUUACGCAGACAGUUGAAGGGCUGCAGUUGCGAUUGUGAGGCUUUGAUGUACUGUAUGUGGUGCCAAUUUCUCUGAAAACACCUUUGGAGACAGCUUAUGGUACAUUAAAUUCACUGGCAGCAGCUCUAGUCAAUAUUCUUUCAUCAGUAUGCCUUUUACACGCUCGCUCAAAACUUGACUUUUCUCACAUUGUUUUGUGUGAUAAAACUGCACAUUUUGGUGUGACCUUUUGGGGACUAACCUGAUGCACACUGAGAUGUUCAGCUCUUAUUUUAUGCACACAAGUAUGCGGCGUAAUCAGCAUCUCAACAUGCCCUAUAUGUGUAGUGGAUCAUUCAUCUUGGCAUAUAAAUCUUCACUAACCUAUUAAAACAGAUUUUAAAACAAUGCUUGAAAAAUAGGCAUUUGAUGUACACAGAAAAUACUUUUAGAUCUUAUGAGUUCACUUCUUCAAUCCUACCUCAACAGGUUUGCAAGCAAAAACACAGCAGAAACGCAUAAACAAGGCUAAGCAUGAAAACAAAUGGUGAAGACUUCUCUCACAUUUCUGCAUAACAAACACACACCAAUAUUUCGUUGGACUGCCUUUGGUUAUUGUUAUGAUCAUGGUAAUGAUCUCAUCAGUUUCGGA
Molecule: messenger RNA, 2618 nt
Organism: Nerophis ophidion (straightnose pipefish)
Lineage: Eukaryota; Metazoa; Chordata; Actinopteri; Syngnathiformes; Syngnathidae
Exons: 3
Coding region: 108-824 (238 amino acids)
Source: RefSeq, a predicted model, not a curated record